GAGACACGGCCAUUGUAUUGAGACCAGAGACCAGUCAGGAAUCUUCACUCUUCUCUCAUCUUCCUUGAGUCUGAUUUUAAGAGAGGAGCCGUAACUCUCGGGAAGAUCUAACGUUAGAGACUUUGGCUGUAGAUAACAGCAGGUAGAGAGCUUUUGGAGUUAUUACAAAUUUUCCCGCAGGAUUUUGAGGACUGAAGGACGGUUAAUUAUGGAUCCAGCAUCUCUUCCAGUUGUUAAUGAACAGGUGCUGAACUCAUCGGGCAGAGUGUGUCUGCGCCGCUUCCUCUGUUACGGCUCUGAGAGCGCCACAUACAGCACUAAACAGUGUCCUCUGGGUAUGGAGAACGCCCUGUCCCUGAUGCAGUUCAUCGAGGGGGGGCGAGGCUGUGAGGUGAUUGAGGAGAUCAGACGCCUGAAUCUGGAGGGCCGCGCUGUCCGUCCCAACCCCAGCCUCUUCGCCCUGGCUGUCUGCUCACAUCAUGCAGACUGCAAGACCAGGCAGGCCGCCUUACGAGCGCUGAAGGAACUGUGUCGCACGCCCGAGCAGCUCUUCACAUUUGUGCAGUAUAAGAAAGAUCUGAAAGAGGGCUCUGGGAUGUGGGGACGAGCUCUGCGGAGGGCCGUGACUGAUUGGUACAACAGCCAGGACGGUAUGAGCCUGGCGCGGGCCGUGACCAAGUGCAAGCACAGGGCAGGCUGGUCCCACCAGGACCUCCUCAGGCUGUCCCACAUGAAGCCAACCAAUGACGCUGUUGCUCUGGUUUGCAAAUACAUCACAAAAGGAUGGAAAGGGGUUCAGGAAGCGUAUGGUGAUAAAGAGAUCUCCGAUGAUCUGCAGAAGGUUUUUGGAUAUCUGGAAGCUGUGGAGAAAGCCAAACACUCGACUGAUGAGCAUGAGCUUGUUCAUCUUAUUGAGGAGCAGAUGCUGGAAAAAGAGCAUGUUCUGACCAACCACCUGAAGUCCAAAGAGGUAUGGAAAGCAUUGCUAAAGGAGAUGCCAGUGGUUGUUUUAUUGAAGCAUUUGGGUAAGUUGACAGCAGACAAGGUUCUGGCACCAGGAAGUCCGGAUGUUGCAGCUGUUUGUGAAAGGAUUCAGGAUGAGACUGCACUGAAAAAGGCAAAAACACAGCCAUUCAACAUUCUUGUGGCAUCUGAAAACUAUAAGAGAGGUCAUGGGAAGCGUAGCAAACUGAAAUGGGUGCCGGACGGAGACAUUGUUCAAGCCCUGGGCUGCGCCUUCUGCAAAACUAUUUCAACCGUGGAGGCCACAGGCAAGCGCUUUUUGGUGGCCGUUGACGUAAGUUCUUCUCUGAGCAGCGUGACUCACGGCAGCUCCAUCAGCACUGUGGCAGUAGCAGCGGCAAUGUGCAUGGUAAUUGCACAAACGGAACUAGACGCACAGAUUGUGGUUUUCUCUGAAGGAAGUGUUCUUCCCUGCACUGUCUCUUCUGAUAUGACACUUAUGCAAGUAGCAGCACAACUCAUCCAGACUCCUGGUGGCAGUACAGACUGUGCCUUACCCAUUACUUGGGCCUCAGAGAAUGAGAAAACUGUAGAUGUCUUCAUCAUUUUCACCAAUAAUCAAACCCUUGGGAGGGAAAAUCCAGCAGACACACUGAAGAAGUAUAGACAAAAAAGUGGUUUAUUUUCCAAGCUGAUUGUGUGUGGAAUGAUUUCCAACUCGCUGUCCAUCGCUGACCCUGAAGACCGUGGCAUGCUGGACAUCUGCGGCUUUGACUCGCAAGCAGUCGAUGUCAUCCGUAACUUCGCACUUGAUGUCAUUUAAAAUCUUUUAGGGUUUGUAGCAUGCAGCCAGUUUUCUGAACGACAAGAAGACAUUGAUGCACCCCACAUCAACAUGCAGUUUUUGCAUAUUAAUUAGAUAAUCAUGCCGUUUGUCUAUACAGCCUGGAAUCAAGUCCUAGUGUAAUUCAAUAUCCAGCAGGCUGGAUUACUGUAGUUGAAGGGGAAAACAGGGGAGAAAAUUAAUGAAGUAACUGAUCUUUAUUCAGUAUAGCUAUGUUUUUUAAACCUGGUCUAAUGAAAUGUUUGCUUCUUUAAUGUCUUUUACACAGUUUUUAAGUUAUAAGCUCAUGUGUAUCACUGACCUUCAUUGGAAGUAAUGUUCUAUUUUUUAGAGGCCUUGCUCAUUGCGUGGUCUUCCUUCAUGAUUUGUUCUGUGUAAUGAGUUGUUAUAUUAUAAUAUUAUAUAUAAUAAUAUCAUAUUACACUUUGAGCUGAAAGUGCACCGAUAGCUCUUCCACUCAAAUAUCCAUGUAGCCUGUUUACACGACAACGAUGUACUAAAAAUGGGAACGUUUUUCCUUUGCGUUUUUUGUGUACAGGCGACAACAUUGUCGAAAUGGUCCCCAUUCAUACAGACCCCUGUCACUUUGUAAAGAAAUAGUACACACCCAUAAACACAAUACGCAUAUGCAUGACAUCACUGUUUUCAUAAAUUCGCAUUGGUGCAGUUUUCAAAAACUUUCACUUUGAAACCUGUUUUCAAAAGUUUCAUUUUCAUUGACCAAAUGAAUGACCAAAAUGCAUAAAAAGUUUCCUUUUUUAGUUGAAAUAAGUGUUGUGUAAACAAUGUUUAAUGUUAAAAUACCUCUUGUUUUUGUGGUCCAAUAACUUGAUAUUUGACAUAUGAACACAAAUAACUACUUUGUAUGAUAGAAGAGAGGCUUCACAUUUCAGUCUAUUUAAGACUUAAAUUAAUAUUUUACAGUUAACUGUAGUGCACUUUUAAACUUAAUAUAUGUACACAAACAUAUACAGAUAUUCCAAAUUUGAGAGAAAAAGAGGUAAAUGCAUUGAAUCCAUUGUAAAUAGAUCUUGCUUCUAGAUUCAUUUAUGUGUAGAAAGUUUCCUUUUUGCAUUUUCUGUUGCUCUUUGUAAGGUCAAAUUAAGGUUUUAAGUUUGCUAACGCUGCUAUAAUAAUUAUGUAAAGGAAAUGUAGGCACAAACUAACAAACACUAAAAUGUCUGUAGACAGUUACUACCUGUUACAUUUGAGAUGUAAAACUGAAUGUACCUUUUGUUCUAUUUGUGUAAUACUAUUAUGUUCGUUUAGAUGUAGACCUCUUGGGAUAAAUAAGUAUGACAAAUAAUGAAAGACUUUGGAUGUUAAAAAUUGAGGAUACAAAUAGAAAUUCAUUUGCUAUGGUUUUAUUAAAUUUGUUGAUUUAGUAAAGGAUAGCAAGUUACCAAAGUUUAUUUAUAAUUUUUGUUUGCAUUUAAUACAUUUAAUAUUCAAUACAUUUAAUAUCAUAAGGUGACCUUAUAGUGUUUAUUAGCACAACACUAUAAAAUAAUAGAAAACGGAAAGCAUAUGUCUUUAAAGCCAAAAUUUUCCUCUUGCCAAUUAGAUUGUCUAAAAAGGUUUUUUUCCUUUUUAUAACACACUAAUUAUGAAUUAAUAAAGAGCCAUUUGAGAGUAA
Molecule: messenger RNA, 3443 nt
Organism: Pimephales promelas (fathead minnow)
Lineage: Eukaryota; Metazoa; Chordata; Actinopteri; Cypriniformes; Leuciscidae
Gene: ro60
Product: Ro60, Y RNA binding protein
Cellular component (GO): ribonucleoprotein complex
Molecular function (GO): RNA binding
Source: RefSeq, a predicted model, not a curated record